GCAGCUGCAUAUCGCAAACGUUUUACAAGCCCCGUCCCAUUCCCGCCUGUGCCGGUCACGCUCUCGCACCGGCGGCAGCGGCAGCAGCAAGAGGGGCGAGCAGUGGAUCAGACGCACGCGCGUGUGUUGUGCUUGCCGGAACCUCGGGGCGCCGACAGGCUUUCCGUCCCGGUCGCCGAAGGGCAGCGUUCACUGGCGGCCUGUCGCGAGAGGGGCGCCAUGGCUGCGACGGAGGACUCGCUCGCUGUCGUCGGAGGCGGCCUGGUGGGAUCACUAUGUGCCUGCCUUCUCGGCAACCGUGGCUUCCAAGUCGACCUCUACGAGUCCAGAGAAGACAUCCGCGAGCAGGAGCACGUGGCUGGUCGGAGCAUCAACCUGGCGCUGUCUGUGCGCGGACGCGCCGCGCUGGCACUGGUGGGGCUGGAGGAGGAGGUGAUCGAGCGGCACGCCAUCCCCAUGCACGGGCGCCUCAUUCACAACACGGACGGCACGCGCAAGCCCAUCCCGUACGGCAGGAAGGGACAGAGUAUUUUCUCCGUGGGUCGCCGCUACCUCAACGAGGUCCUUCUUUCCGCUUGCGAAGCCAACCCGAACGUGCGGCUGCACUUCCGGCACAAGCUGCAGUCGGCCGACCUGGACCAGGCGGAGCUAAACUUUCGCGGCCCCGACGGCAAGGAGGUCCGCGUGCACCACCGCGCGGUGCUCGGCUGCGACGGCGCCUACUCGGCGGUGAGGCGCCAGAUGCUGCGGCGACCCAUGUUCAACUACUCGCAGACCUACAUCCCGCACGGGUACCUCGAGCUCUGCAUACCGCCCACGAAGGACGGAGAGUUUGCAAUGGAGGUGAAUUACCUGCACAUCUGGCCCCGUGGCGAGUUCAUGCUGAUCGCACUGCCAAACCAGGACAAGACGUACACAGCUACGCUGUUCAUGCCGUUCGCCGUGUUCGACGGGCUCACCGACCGACAGAAGCUGUUGAGCUUCUUCGACAAGUACUUCCCAGAUGCAGUGCCUCUCAUUGGAAAGGAUCACCUGGUCAAGAGUUUCUUUGCUGUGAAGGCAUCGCCUAUGGUCAUGAUCAAGUGCAAGCCAUACAACGUGUUCGACAGGUCCCUGAUCCUUGGUGAUGCGGCGCAUGCUAUGGUUCCUUUCUACGGCCAGGGGAUGAACGCGGGUUUCGAGGACUGUUGUCUUCUGAAUGAGCUCCUGGACGCCCACGGCCACAACUUGAAGGCCAUCUUCGAGGAAUUCACCGAGACGAGGAAUCCCGACGUGGAGGCAAUGUGCGACCUGGCCCUGUACAACUACGUAGAGAUGCGUCACCUCGUGAACUCCACUUCGUUCUUGAUACGGAAAAAGUUCGACCUCUUCUUGAACACGAUCCUACCGAACUUCUGGAUACCGCUCUACACUACGGUUACGUUUACAAGGAUUAGGUACCACGAAUGCGUCAAGAAUAGAGCGUGGCAGGACAAGGUACUGUCGCGCCUCACGAACGGCACCUUGGUGAGCGUCGCUGUUGCAGCGCUGGCGGCGGGCUUGAAGUGGCUUCAGCUGUACUACUACCCGUAACCACGGAGGUCAUCGCAUAGCUUGUUCCGCAUCGUGAAUUCACCGUUUGUUGCUGCAUAACGAAGACGUGUUACAGCGCGUGCGGGAGGACCUUGACGAUAGGAGCAGUGCUCAAUUAAAACCUCAGUCUGUGCUGAUUGGUUCUUUGUUCAAAUGAAUGCGUGAACGACGCGGAAAAAAAAAAUUACAAGGACGAGUACAGGAGGUACGAGGUUCGUUGGUCAUGGCAUCGUUUAUAACUUUUUUUUUCUUCCGCCCUGCCCAUCAUAUAAAGAGUUACUUUGAUUAGAAUAAACUUCAAAGUUCAAAUAAGCAGA
Molecule: messenger RNA, 1889 nt
Organism: Dermacentor albipictus
Lineage: Eukaryota; Metazoa; Arthropoda; Arachnida; Ixodida; Ixodidae
Gene: cn
Product: Kynurenine 3-monooxygenase cn
Biological process (GO): L-tryptophan catabolic process; quinolinate biosynthetic process
Cellular component (GO): mitochondrial outer membrane
Molecular function (GO): kynurenine 3-monooxygenase activity; FAD binding
Source: RefSeq, a predicted model, not a curated record